UGGUUCACAUGUCAUUAUUGCUGCUACUGUGGCGCGAAGCAGCACCCAUUGAAGUCCCACAAGAUGCAAAGAUCCUGCAAGACCUAAAGCAGCCCCCCACUAUAGUCAAACAGUCAGUGAAGGACUACAUUGUCGACCCCAGAGAUAACAUCAUCAUCGAGUGUGAGGCCAAGGGCAACCCAGUGCCAACGUUCUCAUGGCGAAGGAACGGGAAGUUUUUCAACAUCGGAAAAGAUCCCAGAGUGACGAUGCGAAAACGCUCGGGAACUCUGGAGAUCGGUUUCCGUAGCGGCGGACGACCAGAGGACUAUGAGGGAGAGUACCAGUGUUUCGCCAGCAAUGACCUCGGAGUGGCUCUGUCCAACAAAAUCCUGCUCCGGGUCUCCAAGGCUCCUUUGUGGCCUAAAGAGGUGCUGGAGCCAGUGGUGGUGCCUGAAGGCACCCCGCUGGUUCUAACCUGCAACCCCCCACCGGGCCUGCCUCCUCCGUUCACCUUCUGGAUGAACAGCGCCAUGACUCCCAUCCCUCAGGAUGCGAGAGUGUCCAUGGGUCUGAACGGAGACCUGUACUUCUCCAACGUUUUGGCCAGAGACGCUCACACUGACUACAGCUGCAGCGCUCGCUUCCUUUUCACACACACCAUCCAGCAAAAGAACCCCUUCACACUCAAAGUUCUGACCAGCCGUAAAGUAGCUGAGUCCACGCCGACCUUCCUCUCCCCCUCAGGGAGUGAGAGUUCCAAAAUGGUGCUACGAGACGAGCCUCUGCUGCUGGAGUGUAUCGCUGCUGGACUUCCGACGCCCACCAUCAAGUGGUUUAAGAAGGGCGGGGACCUGCCGUGGCCAAAAGUGAAGUAUGAGAACUACAACAAGACCCUGAAGGUUAUCAACAUGUCAGAGGAGGAUGCUGGGGAAUAUGUAUGCAUGGCCAACAAUCAUUUAGGCAGCAUACGCCACUCCAUCUUUGUUCAGGUCAAAGCGGCUCCUUAUUGGCUAGACAAACCUACAAACCUGGUGCUAGCCCCCGAUGAGAACGGGCGGCUGGUGUGUCGGGCCAACGGCAACCCUAAACCUAACAUUCAGUGGCUGAUCAACGGAGAGCCUAUAGACAGCUCUCCCCAGAACCCGAGCAGACAGGUGCUAGGUGACACCAUCAUCUUUCGCUCGGUGCAGAUGGGAAGCAGUGCUGUGUACCAGUGCAACGCCUCCAACGAGCAUGGCUAUCUGCUGGCCAAUGCCUUCGUCAGCGUCCUCGACAUGCCUCCGAGGAUGCUGGGCCCUAAAAACCAGCUGAUUAAAGUCAUCGAGAACAACCGCACCUUCCUGGAAUGUCCUUUCUUCGGUUCCCCCCUGCCGGAUUUACGCUGGUUUAAGAACGGACAGGGCAGUGGGCUGGAUGGUGGUCAUUACCGUGUUUACAUCAAUGGCACCCUAGAGAUCAAACGGGCGCGAGCAGAGGACGAGGGCACCUACACCUGUGUGGCCAACAGCAUCCUGGGCUCGGCCGAGAACCAGGUCCGCCUGGAGGUCAAAGAGCCGACUCGUAUCGUCCGAGCCCCAGAGCACCAGUCAGCCAUCAGGGGCUCCAAGGCUCACUUUGACUGUAAGGUGAAGUCUGAUCCCAGCCUACCCAUCACUGUGGCCUGGACCAAGGACGACAAGCCCCUCUACCUGGGAUGGAGACUGAAGAAAGACGAGGAGUCGCUAACCAUCCCCAAUGUGAAUGAGGGCGAUGAGGGAACGUACACUUGCACUGUUAAAUCGGAGAUAGACCAGGACUCAGCCUCAGCCCGCCUCACUGUGUUAGACCGUCCAGACCCUCCCAUUGAUCUGGAUCUGUCAGAAGCUGCAGCCCGCAGCGUUCGCCUCACCUGGAUCCCCGGAAAUGAUCACAGGAGCCCAAUCACGCAAUACCUGGUCCAGUUCGAGGAGGAUCGCUAUGAGCCGGGCAGGUGGCAGGACCUGUCCACUUACCUCGGAGACCUCAACUCUGUCAUCCUGCAGCUCGCCCCCUUCAUCAACUACCAGUUCAGGGUCAUCGCCAUUAACUCAGUGGGCCCAAGUCAGCCCAGCCGCCCCUCGCCACGGUACAAGACCAGCGGAGCGGCCCCAGAUGCCAUUCCCAGAGGUCUACGAGGAUGGGGCUCCAAGAAAGACAAUAUGGAGAUCACCUGGGAGCCUCUGCUUGAUCUGGAGAGAAAUGGCCCUAACCUGCACUACAACGUGUGGUGGAGACGGAAGGAUUUGGGAGAGGAGUGGAGUAAUGUUACCACGGUGGGGUCCAAACAUGUUGUCCACAACACAGAAACCUAUGUGCCUUAUGAGAUUAAGAUUCAGGCCAGGAAUGAGUUUGGACAAGGACCUGAGUCUAAUGUGGUCACUGGAUACUCUGGAGAGGACAAGCCCACCGACGCUCCCUCUGACCUGCGGGUGUCAAAGGUUGACAGCACCAAGGCGAACAUACACUGGAAGCCCGUGGACCUGAGCUCUGUCUCUGGAGAGUUCAAGGAGUACAGAUUGUACUACUGGCGCGAGUCCAGUCUGGUUCCGACUCUGGUGGUCAGUAAGGAGAAGAAGACCAAGGGUUUCUACAGCAUCAUGGCCGAGCCGUCUGGCAUCCUGAGCGACCUGGUGCCCUACUCUAAAUACAAAAUGUUCAUGGUUGUGGCCAACAACCUCUAUGAGGGCCCCCGCAGCAACACAGUGGAAAUCACCACCAAGGAGGGAGUGCCAGAUGCUCCGAAGUUCUUCCGGAUUAACCGGAGAAGUUUUGACACCAUCCACCUAGAAUGGGACAAACCUCUGGAGCCCAACGGCAUUCUGAUUGGAUACCAGCUCAAGUACCAAACAGUCAAUGGCUCCAGGGUGGGUCAUCCCAAGUUGGAGACUUUCUCUCCUAAUGUGACAGAGUUCACCCUGCGACUGCCGGACCGAUCUACCCGCUAUAAGUUCUAUCUGUCAGCGCUCACCCAGGUGGGAGCAGGGGAGGUCUUUGCUGAGGAGUCCCCACACUUCGCCAAUGAAGCCUACAUAGACCAGGUGGACAUCGCCACUCAAGGCUGGUUCAUUGGCUUGAUGUGUGCCAUCGCCCUCAUCAUACUGAUCCUCCUCAUCGUCUGCUUCAUCAAGAGGAGUCGCGGGGGCAAAUACCCAGUCCGUGACAAAAAAGAUCUUCCCUUGGACCCAGUAGAUCAGAAAGAGGAUGGAUCCUUUGAUUACCAGUCUCUUGAAAGCAGCGACGAGGACAACAAGCCCCUCCAGGGCAGCCAGACGUCGCUGGACGGCAACGUGAAGGAGAGCGACGACAGCCUGGUGGACUAUGGCGAGGGCGGCGACGGCCAGUUCAACGAGGACGGCUCUUUCAUCGGCCAGUACACGGUGAAGAAGGACAAGGACGAAACGGAGGGCAACGAGAGCUCUGAGGCCACAUCUCCCGUCAACGCCAUCUACUCGCUGGCGUAGCGCCGCAGCGGCACACGGGGGACGCAGCGGCACCCUCGGAUCUGAGGGUGUUACGAUAAAAACCACAACACCAUACACCAGACACAAACACACACAUUAAUAUAUUCAUAUAUGAAACACAUAGGGAAGGCAGCAGGGCCUGUCUAGAGACUGUGUAGGCUGUCCUCUGCAGAAAAAGUAACAGGGGAACACGGGAGUGGAAUUAGACCACACACCUUUAUUUUAGUUUCCAGCUCUGAGAAAAGGGCCCAUUGGAGGUGACGUUGGGACUAAGAGAACAGUGCUUGUUUUCCUCUGCGCUCUGCCUGCCCUAACACAGACAUGAAGUGUGCCUUCGGGGCAGCUUUCAGCACUUGGAAGCAUCAACAAGAGUUCUUUUGAGAUUUUCUCUUUGGUUCGUUUCUGCUCUGAACAUUUUCAGUGUCCCUGCUCUCCUUCCUCAUACCGCUGUGUAGCAUCCCAGUAAAGUACACACAAGAGGUCCCUGACACACACACACACACACACACACACUGGCCCCGUCCUGUAACAUAUCAGCUUCUAACCAUCAAACUCAACAGGAUGCCGGCAGAAAUGUUUAUCAUAUUGAUAUUUACGCAAUGAAAGAUUUUAGUUUUUCCACAGCUGGUAGACGAGUCAUUGAAUCUUAAUGAGUGCUGUAUACAGUUCUGGCACACAUUUUAGUGCCCUGCAAAACUAUGCACUGUCACCUCCUCCAUAGCAUUUUAGGUUUAAUCUGGUUAGUAAAAGUACACAUUUGGGGUUUCUUUUAUACCACUUGCAGGCUAAAUCACAUGCUUAUAUUCACUUUGCCUUGUACGAUGUGAUAGACAUGUUUUUCUUACCUCUAAUCCAAUGUUGUAGUGCAGAUGUUCAAAAUGGAAGAAAGGCUAUUUCUGCCACAGGCACCAAGCUCUGCUACAGUAUGUUGUUAAUGAAUCCCAUGGUUGUUGUUUUUUAAAAGAUGAUGAAUAUAAUUUUGGAGCAUGAUAGUAACUUAGUGCAAGAGAAAUGGAAGGCAACAGAGAGGACUGUUAGUUUUGUAGACCACAGCCCCAAAACUCCCUAGUUAGCAUGCAGACUAAUGCUGCAUUCAUGUCAAAUAGGAACAGUUAAAUAUUGACAGUUGUACUUUAGUUUAUUAUUUGUCAAACCUUUGAAAGUAUGUUUUAUACCAAAACAGUCUUUGCGAAGUCAAUCCAACAUGGUGAUCACAUAAUAACUUAUUAUGAUAGGGAACUUUUUUUUUUUUUUUUAAAUGAACAGGCUACAUAUUCCUCUAUAUGUAUUUUCUCGAUUGUGACACCAAAAUUAUGGAAGUUUAGGGUCCCAACCAGAAAGUUCCUAGUUAGUUUUUAGCUCCUGUAACUGAGAUGUGUCUUCAAGUUGGAAGCUAAUGUAUACGUUCUUUCCCAUGGGGCAUGAAUGCAGCACGAGAGGCUGGGAUCCUAAGUGUGUUCAAACUACAUGCCUUGUGUUUUCCCCAAAAUAUUCACCAUGGAUUUUUAUAUUUUUAGUCUGUGUUUUAUUGGCCUUAUACAGCCAAUAUACAGGCGCCAUCUGUCAGCUAGGAACACGCCCACCAACCUCUAGUUAUUUCAGUUACUUCCCUCCAGACUCUCUCUCUUUUCUAGUCUCUGUAUGUUGAUGAAUGGGAGUCAUAAUGCCUCGGAAUAGGUGAAAGGUUUUGCUCAAGUUGAAAAAAUGUUAACUCCCAUGGACACAAUUCAUUCAUCCUCUCACGUCUGUGCAUUGACUUUAUAUGCAAACACACUGUUCAGUCUGAACCCACCUUUGCAGGGGAUCUACACCUCUUUCCCUCCCUGUAGUUUUUAUAAACUCAAUUAAUUUGUUAAACAUUACAGAUGGAAAAAAAAGACAGCGUUAGGGACGCUUUGGAUACUUGAAUUAAAUGAAAAAAGAUUUGCAGCAUGAAAAUAUAUACAUUAAAUUCACAGCCACCUUUGAAAUUAAACGUAUCAGCUUAUUUUUUUAGUUUUUGCAGAGGAAGAAAGAAAAAAGAAAACUGUUUGAGUAACAGAAAAAGUUUUUAGAGGUAUGUAUGCUCAGUAUUUCACUUGACCUACAACCAUAUUUGUCAUGUAGAUAUUCUGUUAGCAGCCUGAUGGACUGACAGCUAAUCCUUUAUUUGAUACUAAAUGAUCACGGAGUGCUCUUUUCUUUCACCACUCAUACUCUACUUACCUGCUACUCAACGGCACUAUUAAACCCUCCAAUGCUAAAUCAAAAAGAUCUUCACUGCAAUUAGCAACUGGAGUUCACAUUGUAUUUCAAAUAUUUAUUUUAUAUUUCUAUUUAUUACAUUAUGUGGUAGUAUUAAUAUUAGUCCUUAAUUUAACAAUUGUUAUAUACACAUUUUUGACCAACUUAUUUUGUUGUUUCACACUAGAAAUAGCCAGAAUAAAGAUGUCUCCAGAUUAUUGUUCAUCAUGAGAGGCAUUAAACACACAACAGUAUGUUCGGGAUAUUUGUGAUAUUUGUAGCAGCUGGCUUUUCUGCUGUAAACAAAACCGCAUACCUGUCAUGGUACAUGAAAAAUGUCACGUUUAUCUGUCCAUUGUGCUGCUCUUCUCGUACUCAUGUUGUAUUACAGUUACUCUGUGUUGUUAUUCAGAUUUAUGUAACAUAAUCUUUCCACCACUCAGAAAAUCAAUAUUGUUGCUUAUUAUUUAUUUGACAUAUAUUCUGUACAUGUAGGUCAUGAAGAAAAUCUCUUAUAUUUGUAAAUAUUUAAAAGUCAACUUCCCCAGAAAAAUGCUUUAUCCAAAAAAAGGAAACAAAAAGUCACAAAUCUUUAUUCACCAAGCAAAAGCGACAGGUGCAUCUUUAGUCUGUCAUGCACCUUUGUAAUGUAGCUUUGACUAACAUUUGCACUCUGAAAAAGUAACAAGAAUCAUCCUUCACUCUACUGUAUGUUGCCCUUUGCUUUGUGAUAUAUACUGACUGUGGCAAGUCUAUCAGUCACUUGUUUGAUGAUGGUUUGGAUUCUAUAUUGUGAAAGAGGAAGACGUUAGAUUAUCUGUCUAUAUGUUGUAAAUAAGACGUAAGUGCUCCUGGAAUAUACCGUUUGUAGCAUUGUCGCACACAAACUGCUAGUAGGCCUAAAAACAUGCAUUUGCUGACUUAUUGGAACAAACUCCCCUCCUUUAAACUGUUAUACAUUUGUCAUCUCUCUGAGAAUGCAUCGACUCCUUCCUAGGAUGCCUUUCACCUAACAUGCCUAUUGUUGCAUAGCUAGUCCCAUUUCAGGGGCCACCUUAGAGGACUGAAGGUUGAGUCUGCUCCUGAUUCAUAUAUGAGACUGUCAAGCCACAUACAGACAAAGCAGUGCCCAAAGUUAGUCUCAGAAAGUUGUCCCCAAAACAAGCGGAGAACGCUAGAAACAAAAGAUGUUACAUAACCUUGUUAUACGUUAUGUCCCAAUUUGUCAUUGGAAAUAGGGUUAUGAAUGGUGUGAUAUGGUCACCUGGGUAGCUCACAUGGUAGAGUGCGCGCCCAUAUAAAGAGGCUCAGACCGGCGGCCCUUUGCUGCAUGUCGUUCCCCCUCUUUCACCCAUUUCAAGUCUAAGCUGUCCUGUUGAAAAUAAAGGCCUAAAAAUGCCCAAAAAAUGAUCUUGUCAUAGAUUCAGAUAAGAUAAUUUGGAGACAACUGACAAAGUAGCAGGUGAAAGGGCAACAGAUUUUCAGUCUGCACACAAAGAGUUACUGUAAGUCAUUAUUUACAUGCUGCAGUGGCUUGAGUCAACCUAUCCGAUAUCAAGUUGACAAGGAUCGACUAAAUGCAUAAUUAAACAUGGGAAUGGCCCACAAUCAACUAACAUUUGGGCGAAAGAAGUCUGCAAUUCUUGCCUCAUUUCGAGGAGCCUUUUAAUAAGGGCAGACCUUGUUGAAACAUUAUGACAUAUUUAAUUUGCGGACUUCGAAGGAGGAGGCCCCUAAAAUGGAACACAACAUAUGUCCAGGUGACAGGCGGCCAUUUUGAAAAUGAAGAGAUGUCUGAUUCCCCCAAAAUCACUACCUCUCUGUCUCCAAUUCCCUUUUCCAAAAACUCAUGUUCCCUUCUGUCUCUCUGCAGAAACUCAAAGCAAUAUCCUCUGAGUUUUAAUCAGCUGGGUGUUUUCUCUGACGCCAUUGUUUUACAGUAUGUUCACUCUAAUGUUAGUUUGAGCACCGAGCACAGACAUCUUGACAAAAAUAGGAGACUGCUGCUGAAAUGGAAGAAAACGGGAAGAAAAAGCACUGAGAGAUCAAACGUUGGGUCAAAACGUACACGUCCGAACUUUCUCACUGGACUCUUGGAAGCGUUUUCUUCCAGAUCUGGUCUGGAAACCAGCACCUCCUUCUUCCCACAUGGCCUUUCCUCUUUCCCCCCGAAGUGGAUCACAGUGGGGAAAUGUUGUAAAGUGUCUAUCUAACAAAGAAAAGAGAAUUAUGCAUAGUUGCUGAUACACAGUGCUUUUUUUCUUGUCCUUUUAUUCGUGCACGUUGACUCUCUUUUUACUGUCUGCAUCGUCUCAGCUCAACUUUACUGGGGGAAAAGAAAAUGUUGAUGUGCAGUUUUACAGGUUUGUGUUUGUUUUUCAUUUCAAAAUGUUGCAGUGUAGAACUGGUGCAUACAAGAUUUGCAACUGGGUUUUUUCAAUGAUUGAUCACAUGCUGUUUGGCUUUUUUUUAUGAAUUCUCAUAUUAGCAUCUUCUUGUUUAUACUAUGUUUAUCAGAGCAGCUCGUCAAAGUCUUGCUUCGAUACGCAAAAUAACAGCUUUUGUAAGGUACAUACUCAACAGAAAAUGGCAUAAAUAUAUUCACCAUGUAUGCGUGUAUGAUGAGAUGUUACAACUUCUG
Perca flavescens (yellow perch) is the source of this 8325-nucleotide messenger RNA. It is a transcript of the gene nfasca, whose product is annotated as neurofascin homolog (chicken) a. Lineage: Eukaryota; Metazoa; Chordata; Actinopteri; Perciformes; Percidae. Gene Ontology annotation, biological process: brain development; cell-cell adhesion; axon guidance. Gene Ontology annotation, molecular function: cell-cell adhesion mediator activity. Bases 9 to 3461 code for a protein of 1150 amino acids. The record is from RefSeq and is a predicted model, not a curated record. Gene Ontology annotation, cellular component: axon; plasma membrane. The transcript is spliced from 26 exons.